Messenger RNA from Penicillium canariense, 2199 nucleotides. Its product is annotated as putative AP-2 adaptor complex subunit beta. The transcript has 6 exons. The record is from RefSeq and is a predicted model, not a curated record. The coding region runs from base 1 to 2199 and encodes 732 amino acids. Gene Ontology annotation, cellular component: membrane coat. Gene Ontology annotation, molecular function: clathrin binding. NCBI's taxonomy places the organism in Eukaryota, Fungi, Ascomycota, Eurotiomycetes, Eurotiales, Aspergillaceae. Gene Ontology annotation, biological process: intracellular protein transport; vesicle-mediated transport.
AUGAGUUCUGGAGGCGAUGCGAAGCUGUUCGCCAGGGGCAAGGUCGCCGAGCUGCGACAGGAGCUCAAUAGCGGCGGCAAGAAAGACAAGAACUACUCCGCCAAAAAGAUCGCCUUGAAGAAGAUCGUCGCCAACAUGACUAUGAGCAAUAAUGAUAUGGUUGCGCUGUUCCCCGAUGUGAUCGACUGCAUGAAUUUGCCGAGCUUGGAGAUCAAGAAGAUGUGCUUCUUGUUCUUGGUCAACUAUUCGAGGAUGAAACCGGAAGUCGCGAUGAAAGCGCUACCGAUCCUAGUUGAUGAUAUGGAAGAUACUAACCCUCUCGUGCGCGCGCUCGCUUUACGAACCAUUUCCUACGUCCACGUGCGCGAGUUUGUUGAAGCUACCUUCCAACCACUGAAACGCCUGAUGCAAGAUAACGAUGCCUACGUUCGCAAGACGGCUGCUUUCUGCGUUGCGAAGCUGUACGAGCAUGACAAGAAGACGGUUGAGAAUUCCGAUCUGAUCGACCGGCUCAAUCGGAUGUUAAAGGAUGACAACCCGACCGUCGUCUCGAGCGUUCUGGCCUCGUUGUGCGACAUUUGGGGUCGUAGCGAAUCGAUCUCUCUCACCAUCGACUAUGUUAGUGCAUCGAAGUUGGUUUCGAUCCUACCAGACUGCUCUGAAUGGGGUCAAAGUUAUAUCCUUGAGGCCUUGAUGUCCUACGUGCCCCAGGACACCGCCGAGGCACUUCUGCUGGCAGAGCGAGUUGCACCGCGCCUAUCUCAUUCGAAUUCUGCUGUCGUUCUCACUUCUUGCAGAGUAAUUCUCUACCUUAUGAAUUAUAUCGCCGACGAAAAGCACAUCACCUCUUUAUGCCGGAAAUUAUCGCCACCGCUUGUUACUUUGCUCUCCAAACCUCCCGAGGUCCAAUAUUUGGCUCUGCGAAAUGCAAUCUUGAUCUUGCAGAAGAGACCGGAAGUCUUGCGCAAUGAUAUUCGGGUGUUCUUCUGCAACUAUAACGACCCGAUCUAUGUCAAAGUGACUAAGCUGGAGUUAAUGUUUAUGUUGACGACCAAAGAUAAUAUUUCGGUCGUCUUGGCAGAGCUUCGAGAAUAUGCCACUGAAAUCGACGUGCAUUUCGUUCGCAAGGCAGUGCGCGCCAUUGGAAAAUUGGCCGUCAAAAUUGAGUCCGCUGCAAAGCAAUGUAUUGACACCCUCUUGGAACUGGUGGACGCUAAGAUCCCGUACAUCGUCCAAGAAGCGACAGUGGUAAUCCGCAACAUCUUCCGCAAGUAUCCCAACCAGUACGAGAGCAUUAUCAGCCACGUGAUCCGCAACAUCGACGACCUUGAUGAGCCCGAGGCCAAGGCAGCCGUCAUCUGGAUCAUCGGUCAAUACGCAGACCGUAUUGACAACUCCGAUGGUCUCCUGCAGGACUACCUGGCCACAUUCCACGACGAAACUGUCGAAGUGCAGCUGGCCCUGCUUACGGCCACCGUCAAGCUGUUUAUCCAGCGGCCUACCAAGGGCCAACAGCUCGUCCCACAGGUUCUCAAGUGGUGCACUGAAGAGACAGAUGACCCAGAUCUCCGUGACCGCGGCUACAUGUACUGGCGUCUGUUGUCCACCGACCCAGCAACUGCGAAGCAGGUUGUCAUGGGCCAGAAACCUCCCAUCACGGCCGAGAGCGAGAAACUCGACCCGCGUACCCUAGAAGAACUUUGUCUGAACGUCGGUACUCUGGCCACCGUCUACCUCAAGCCUAUCCACCAGGUCUUCCGUGCCGCGCGUCCCCGCCGGCUACAACACAGUCCGGCCCUGCAACGGCUCCAGGUUGAAGACGGUACCGCCAGCAUGCUUGAAUACAACCCGCCUACCGCCAACAUGGCCUCUGCAUCAACCAGCAACAGCGGCCUGGCCACAAUCAUCACGACCGGCAACCCAAUCAGCCCCGUCAAUGCCCCUCCCGCUCCCACAUUCCCCGUCGGUCCUAGCGCAACCGGAACCGCGGCCGGCGCUGACGCUGUCAAUGCAGCAGACAACUAUUUCAACGGCAUUGGCUCGCAGCAAAUGGCCUCAAUGGAUCUCGGUGGACGCGGUAAUGGGGCAGGCAGCGGCGGUGCCCCUCAAUCGCAAUUUGUGGUCACACAGAACCAGCAGCAGGGAUAUCAACCGCAGUAUGCGGGUGGUGCUGCCACGGGCGAGUUAUUGCUGUUGUAG